Molecule: messenger RNA, 3619 nt
Organism: Onychomys torridus (southern grasshopper mouse)
Lineage: Eukaryota; Metazoa; Chordata; Mammalia; Rodentia; Cricetidae
Gene: Cntrob
Product: centrobin, centriole duplication and spindle assembly protein
Exons: 19
Coding region: 589-3315 (908 amino acids)
Biological process (GO): centrosome separation; mitotic cytokinetic process; centriole replication
Cellular component (GO): centriole; centrosome
Source: RefSeq, a predicted model, not a curated record
CUAGGGCCUUUAGAGAGUUCUUGGGGUGAAGCAGGCAAGAAUUCUUGCGGACCCCUGUGGCCUUCUUACCGGGAAGGGUUGGAGAGGAGAUCCGGGGGAGUCGACUCUGGGUGGCACCGGUGAAGUAGGGGCGGGAGCGUGGCUUGUGGCAAUGAAGUCUUAACCUAUUUCUGCACUAACACCAGUUGCGGGACAGACAUCGGGCCCGCUUUGGUUUGGGAUUUGUUUGCAAGUUUUGAGUGUGAAAAAAAAAAAAAAAGUUAUCCAGUUAGCCGGUGCCGAAGCUGAUCUACCGCCUCCAGCCCUCCAGUUCGGAAAGAACGUUAGCGGUCCGGUUGCUCUGCAGGUCUUCUGUCCAUUACCUCGAAAUCCGCUUUACGCGGUUUCCAGGAGAAGGAAUGUCUCCCUCCCCAUGGCCCCUGGAGCGAGUGGAUACUCCUCUAAGCAGAAAGCCCUGAUAUCCUUAUUUACUGAGGAUCCAGCCUUCUUCCUCCCUUCUUACAAAUCUUCCUUUCUCGGUGAACUUAUCCACACGUUCAGCCAGGAGUUCCCAGUCUUCUGCUGUGUCCGCUUGUCUCUUCCCUGCACAUGGCUACAGCAGCUACCAGCCCCAGUUCACCUCUCCGCUCAGAGGACCUCCUGAGCGACUCAUCAGAGCCUCCUGGGUUGAACCAGGUGUCCUCGGAGGUCACCUCCCAGCUCUAUACCUCUUUGCAUCUCAGCCGUCAGGCGGAGGCGACAGCCCGAGCCCAGCUGUAUUUGACUUCCACCUCCUCACCUCCUAAUGAGGGCUUAGACAGCUUGGCUCAAGAACUGAGCCGAAGCUUGUCAGUUGGACUGGAGAACAACUUGAAGAAAAAGGUGAGAGAGGAUGGGUCUAAACAUAUCUUUGAGAUGGAAAGUGUUCGGGGUCAGCUCCAGACCAUGCUCCAUACCUCACGUGAUACUGCCUAUCCAGGGGAUCCCCUCGUUCCAGGACCUGGCUCCGAGAGACAGGAAGGGGACUCCUUUGACAGCGACAGCACAGCGACCUUGCUCAACACGCGACCUCUGCAAGACCUGUCUCCAUCCAGUUCAGCCCAGGCACUGGAAGACUUGUUUCCUCGAUAUACCAGCCUUCGGCCAGGGCCCCCCACCAACCCCCCAGAUUUUCAGGGCCUGAGAGAUGCACUGGACUCAGAACUUACCCGCCGCAAGCAUUGUGAGCGCCACAUUCAGAGCCUGCAGACUCGGGUGCUGGAGUUGCAACAGCAGCUAGCUGUGGCUGUGGCUGCUGACCGCAAGAAAGAUAUCAUGAUCGAACAACUAGAUAAGACCCUGGCACGAGUGGUAGAGGGCUGGAAUCGUCAUGAGGCCGAGCGGACAGAGGUGCUGCGUGGACUUCAAGAGGAACGCCAGGCAGCAGAGCUCACCAGAAGCAAGCAGCAGGAGACAGUAACCCGCCUGGAACAAAGCCUUUCUGAGGCCAUGGAAGCCCUAAAUCGUGAGCAGGAGAGUACCAGGCUACAGCAGAAGGAAAGAGAGGCACUGGAAGAAGAGAGGCAAGCGCUGACUCUGAGGUUGGAAGUGGAGCAGCAGCAGGGCCGGGCCCUCCAGCAAGAGCGGGAUGAGGCUAGGGCUGGGCAGCUCAAUGAGCGCCGCAAGCUGGAGGCCCUUCAAGUUGCUCUAGAGGAAGAAAGGCAGGCCUGGACCCAGCAGGAGCACCAGCUGAAGGACCGCCUUCAGGCUCUGCGAGAGGAAAGCCAGGCUCAGCUGGAAAGAGAGAAGGGGACCAGCCAGAGGGAGGCCCAGGCAGCCCGGGAAGCCCAGCAGCAGCUGGUACUGCUGCAGUCUGAGGUGCGGCGGCUGCAAGGGGAGCUGGACACAGUCCGGAGAGAGAGAGACGCACUGCAGUUGGAGAUGAGCUUGGUCCAGGCCCGGUACGAGAGCCAGCGGAUCCAGAUGGAGUCUGAGCUGGCUGUACAGCUGGAGCAGCGGGUGACCGAGCGCCUGGCCGAAGCUCAAGAGAGCAGCCUGCGGCAGGCCGCCUCCCUGAGGGACCACCACAGGAAGCAGCUGCAGGAACUCAGUGGGCAGCACCAGCAGGAACUGGCCACCCAGCUGGCUCAGUUCAAGGUGGAAAUGGCUGACCUGGAGGAGCGGCAGCAGCAGGUGCUUCAGGACUACGAGCUCAGACUGGCAAGGGAGCACGCUCGAGUGCGGGACCUGAAGAGUGGCACCCAGCAGCUGGAGGAGCAGCGGGUGGAGCUGGUAGAAAAGCUCCAGGCCAUGCUGCAGGCCCACUGGGACGAGGUCAGCCAGCUGCUCAGCGCCACACUCCUGCCUCCCAACCUCCAGGCUCCUCCUGCUGAGCCCUCUAGCCCCGGGCCUCUGGAGCCAGAGAAGGGGGACAGGAGGAUCUGGGCAGUGCCUCCAGUGGCUGUGGCCCUGAAGCCUGUGUUGCAGCAAAGCCGAGAAGUGAGGGAUGACCUGCCUGGAGCACCUUCCGUUCUCUGUAGCACCUCCCCAGAUCUUAGCCUCCUGCUGGGACCCCCUUUCCAGAACCAGAACUCCUUCCAGUCCCUGGAGCCCAAACCUGACGUGGCUCCACCCUCAGAUGGACCCUUCUCUGAACUGGAGACCUUCACUGCUGACCAUAGACCAGAACGACCAUUUCCUGAGGAAGACCCUGGGUCUGAUGGUGAUGGCCCCCUAAAACCAGGGCUGCCACCUGCUUCUCAGCUCGAAGGCCUUAAGAAUUUUUUGCAGCAGCUGCUGGAGACAGCACCUCAGAGCAAUGAAAACCCCCCUGCCGACCUGUUGGCCCCUAAGUCUGGUUCUCGGGCUGUCUCAUCUUGGGAGGAAACACCUCAGGUGCCACGCCUCCCACCUCCUGUCCACAAAACCAAAGUUCCCUUGGCCAUGGCGUCUAGUCUUUUCAGGGUCCACGAGCUUCCCUCAUCCCAUUUACAAGGCAGUGGUCUCAGCACUGGCUCCCCAGAGAGAGGCACAGAUAGGCUCAGCUCCCCAAGGCAGCUGAUGGAGGUGUCUGAGCUGCUACGGCUGUACCAGGCUCGGGGUUGGGGCGCUCUGCCUGCCGAGGACCUGCUGCUGUACCUGAAGAGGCUGGAACAUGGCGGGACUGACAGCCAAGGGGAGCUUGUCCCCAGAAGAAACACAGACUCCCGCUUGGGUGAGAUCUCCCGGAAAGAGAUCCCCUCCCAGGCCGUCCCUCGACGCCUUGCUUCAGCCCCUAAGACUGAAAAGCCUGCACGGAAGAAGAGUGGGCAUCCCGGCCCCAGCAGCAUGAGGAGUAGAGGAGGCAUCUGGAGAUGAGCCGCCCUUCGCCUUGCCUUGUUCUGCUCCCUCUACUCUCUGUCUGAAUCAGAGGAAGUGGGGAAAUGGAGGAGUUGUAGGAAGCUACUGUGUAAAGAAACCUUUAAGAAUACUGCUUGAGUAUUCUUUUUUUGAGUAUCUUUAAAGAAUAUCGUAUUUCUUUGAGGCUGGUGUGUGACUAGAAGUAUGUGUGGGCUGAGGCUCAGUGUAUGCUUGCAGUAGUUAACUGAUCAGGAGCAGAAUUAUGAGUGACUUCUUUUUUAUACAUUUUGUAUUUUCUAAAGUAAGUAUGUAUGUAUUUAGU